UUUUAAAGUUUUGGACCUGGCCCUGAGGCGACGGUGGCCCUGGGCGGUCUUCGAAUUGAACUUAACUUGGAUCGCCUCCUGAGAGGCCAGAGGGAGCCAUGGGCCGCUACCGCGUCCGCGUGGUCACUGGGGCCUGGCUCUUCUCCGGAUCCCUCAACCUAGUGCGUUUGUGGCUGGUUGGGGAGCACCGGGAGGCGAAACUGGAGCUGCAACUGCGGCCAGCGCGGGGCAAGGAGGAGGAGUUUGACUUCGACGUUCCCGAGGACUUGGGGCCGCUUCAGUUUGUGAAACUGCACAAACAGCACACAGUUGUGGAUGACGCCUGGUUCUGCAACCUCAUCACAGUUCAGGGGCCGGAGACGAGUGCAGAGGCCGUGUUUCCCUGCUACCGCUGGGUGCAGGGAGAGGGAAUCCUGAGCCUCCCGGAGGGGACAGCCCGCCUGGCAGCAGACAAUGCCUUAGAUGUCUUCCAGAAGUAUCGAGAAAAGGAACUGAAGGAAAGACAACAGACAUACUGCUGGGCCACCUGGAAGGAAGGCUUACCUCAGACAAUAGCAGCGAACUGUAAGGAUGACCUUCCUCCAAAUAUGAGAUUCCAUGAGGAGAAGAGACUGGACUUUGAAUGGACGCUGAAGGCGGGGGUUCUGGAAAUGGGCCUCAAACGUGUUUAUACCCUCCUGAGAAGCUGGAACCGUCUGGAAGACUUUGAUCAGAUCUUCUGGGGCCAGAAGAGUGCCUUGGCCGAGAAGGUUCACCAGUGUUGGCAGGAAGAUGAACUCUUUGGCUACCAGUUCCUCAAUGGUGCCAACCCCAUGCUGUUGAGACGCUCUACCUCUCUGCCCUCCAGACUGGUACUGCCCUCUGGGACAGAGGAGCUUCAAGCUCAGCUGGAGAAAGAACUCAAGAAUGGAUCCCUGUUUGAAGCUGACUUUAUCCUGCUGGAUGGAAUUCCAGCUAAUGUGAUCCGAGGAGAACCACAGUACCUGGCUGCCCCUCUUGUCAUGCUGAGGAUGGACCCCGGUGGGAAGCUGCUACCCAUGGCUAUCCAGAUUCAGCCCCCUAACCCCAGCUCCCCAGCUCCAACACUGUUCCUGCCCUCGGAUCCUCCACUUGCCUGGCUCUUGGCUAAGAUCUGGGUCCGAAAUUCAGAUUUCCAACUGCAGGAGCUCCAGUUCCAUUUGCUGAACACCCAUCUGGUGGCUGAGGUCAUCGCUGUUGCCACCAUGAGAUGCCUCCCAGGACUGCACCCUAUCUUCAAGCUCCUAGUUCCACACAUCCGUUACACUAUGGAAAUUAACACACGAAGCCGGACCCAGCUCAUCUCAGAUGGAGGAAUAUUUGAUCAGGUAGUGAGCACAGGUGGAGGCGGCCACGUUCAGUUGCUCACUCGGGCAGUGGCUCAGCUGACUUACUGCUCCCUCUGCCCUCCUGAUGAUCUGGCUAACCGAGGCCUGCUGAAAAUCCCAAGUGCUCUCUAUGCUCGGGAUGCUUUACAGCUCUGGGAAGUCACUGCCAGGUAUGUGAAGGGGAUGGUCCAUCUCUUCUACCAGAGUGAUGAUAUUGUGAGGGGAGACCCAGAGCUGCAGGCCUGGUGUCGGGAGAUCACUGAAGUGGGGCUGUGCCAUGCCCAGGACAGAGGAUUCCCUGUCUCCUUCCAGUCCCGGGCUCAGCUCUGCCAUUUCCUCACCAUGUGUGUUUUCACAUGCACUGCCCAGCAUGCUGCCAUCAACCAGGGCCAGCUGGACUGGUAUGGUUGGGUACCUAAUGCUCCAUGCACAAUGAGGAUGCCCCCGCCCACCAGCAAGGACGAUGUGACGAUGGAGACCGUGAUGGGGUCGCUACCUGAUGUGCAGAAGGCCUGUCUUCAGAUGACUAUCACAUGGCACCUGGGUCGCCUGCAGCCAGACAUGGUACCUCUAGGACACCACACAGAAAAAUAUUUCUCAGAUCCAAGGACCAAAGCUGUGCUCAGCCAAUUUCAAGCAGAUUUGGACAAUUUGGAGAAAGAGAUUACAGCCCGGAAUGAGCAACUUGACCUGCCCUAUGAAUACCUCAAGCCCAGCCGCAUAGAGAACAGUAUCACCAUCUGAGGCAGAGCUGCUGGGACCCAGAAGGCUUUGUCAGCUCUAGGACUGCCACUACCCACUUGAUUCUGUGCCUUCUUAUGUCUGCUGCUGAGACUCUAAUUCCUCCCCUGACUAAACACUCCACAUUAGUAUUCUACUACAGGGCACUAAAUGUCUUGUUGUUAUGAGGAACCGUUUAGUCUUUGGAGGGUCACCCACGUUCUACCACAAUUACUUAGCUCUCUCACUAUACCACUAGUGUGUGACUAUGUUCCAAUAAAAGUUUAGGUAUGGACACUGAGAUAUGAA
Messenger RNA from Mus caroli (Ryukyu mouse), 2375 nucleotides. It is a transcript of the gene Alox12, whose product is annotated as arachidonate 12-lipoxygenase, 12S type. Gene Ontology annotation, molecular function: oxidoreductase activity, acting on single donors with incorporation of molecular oxygen, incorporation of two atoms of oxygen; iron ion binding; protein binding. The record is from RefSeq and is a predicted model, not a curated record. Lineage: Eukaryota; Metazoa; Chordata; Mammalia; Rodentia; Muridae. Gene Ontology annotation, biological process: lipid oxidation.